CUAAAACGAGUAUUACCAAAAGAGGCUCUGAUUAAUGUUCGGGUCCCGUCUCCUCCUUUACUAGUUUUUCUCGACUAUCUCCUACUAGUCAGAGCCGGGGCGGACAGGCCCUGGAUGAGGCGGAACCCUCUGGGGGGAAGGCAGCGCCGGCGGAGGCUCCUUCCGGUCCGGCUCUCUCGGCCCUCGGCUUUUUCCGCCUCGUCGCGGGCCGCGGGCUUCGGCUGUUUCCGGAGUAAGUUCGUUCUCUCGCUGGCUUGCUGGUUCGCAGCCGCCGCGCGACGAGCUAAGCCGUAGCUGAGCUGGGCUGGGCUGGGCUGCAGAUGUCGGACUCGCUCCUCACUUCGGGCUCUGGGUUCUUGAACCCUGACGGCGACGGGAUAGAGGCUGGAGCCGGAGUUGGGGACUGUUCGGCCCCAGCCGCAGAAAAUGAGGAUCCAGACCACAGAACAAGUGAUAUUGCUUCCCCAAUGAUGACUGCUUCUGAUCAGGAAACUUUAUCCUCACCUGGCAGGCUACAGAUUGUAUCUCCUGUGAUUGAGGAUGUAUCAGAAAAUCCUGGAAAAGGUGAUGGUGCUUUGGAGGAGCAGGCAUUGGUGGGUCAGGAAACACUGUCAGGAGACCAGCUUCUGAAAGAGGAAUCUGUUGUUCAGAUGAACAAGUUCCAAGCACCAAAAGGAUCAGGAGACAUGGUUAUGAUCCAGUCAGACACAGGAGACAUAGGAACCGUGGAUGUCCUUUCAACUGAGUUGGAAUCUGCAGAUCUCCUUGGAGAACAGAGAAGAGUCUCAACACCUCCUCUGUCUCCUCCAUCCAUAUGGACCUUUGCCAAGAUGAAGGAAUUCAAAACCAAGAUGAGCAAGGUGAAGAAUUCUCGGCUAGUGGUGAAGCGGGGUGAGGUAGUAACAGUACGAGUGCCCACCCACCCUGACGGCAAGCGUCUCUUUUGGGAAUUUGCCACUGACAAUUAUGACAUUGGUUUUGGUGUCUAUUUUGAUUGGACCCCUGUAACCAGCACUGCAGUCACUGUGCAUGUCAGUGAGUCCAGUGAUGAGGAUGAGGAUGAUGAAGAGGAUGCAGAGGGAGGGAUUGAAGGACUCGUCCCAAUCGGAGAUGUGGAGAUGGGCUCCAAGAGCUCUCUUCGGAAUCGCUAUGGGGAGAUCAUGCCAGUUUAUCGGAGAGAUAGCCACCGAGAUGUACAGGCUGGUUGUCAUGACUACCCAGGAGAAGGCAUCUACCUGCUUAAAUUUGAUAAUUCCUAUUCACUGCUACGCAACAAGACUCUCUACUACCAUGUAUAUUACACCAGCUGAGGGGCUGAGGCCACAGAUCUGGUGGGCAAAGGGGGAUUUUUUUUUCUGAUGCCUUUUGCUUUCUAUGGACAAGCUGCUUAAAUGCUGAGUGUGAGGCUUCUGAAGUUUGCACUUGCCUGCCUGGCAUGCCUGCCUGUUGACCUAAGAAUAGCUUCUUCCCCUUCCACCACUUCUGCAGGUUACACCUGGACAAUUUCUCCUGAUAUAAACUUCAGGGAUAACACUCUGUGAAGUUAUCAGGCAAGAACCUAAAAGGGAGUGGGAUGUUUUUUGUUUGUCUCUGUUCUGCUUUGUAUGAGGUAUGCCACUGAGCUGGGGGUGGCUGCCCUGCCCCUUCCUCUCCCCCAGACCCCUCUCUGUGAUGGCACUUGUUAGCCUCCUUGGUUGGAUUAGCGUGUGAAGUGGGCCCCAGCCCUCUUCACCUGUGGCUUUUCACAUCACUAAGGAAGGGGAAAGCUCAUGUUUAUAAAAGAAACUGAGAUGCUAAAGAGAAAGAAUUAUUUUGCCCAGCCUCUUCCACUGCCACGUUCCUACUCGGUUCCUUGUUCUUAGCCUAGCACUGGCUCUUCUGUCUGAAGAGGCCUUACUGCCCUUGGAGGACUAUGUCUUGCUCCCCAUGACAAGUCCUCAGCUGCUAAAUCUGUGUACUUACUACCAAUGCAAAGAUUUUUUAAAAAUGUAAUCUCUAAGAUCCAAUGUAUUUUUCGAGUCUCCUGAGUAGAAAAGAUCCCCCACUAUUUCCUUCUAUUGAUAAGUAGUCACUCUAAGUCAGGGUCAUUGUAGAAGAAGGGAAAGUAGUUCUUUAUGGGAAGAAGUGGCAAUCAGGCACCAAUGACUUUUAUCAUCCCAUAACAUAUUUUCCUACACCUAAGUGUGGGGAUACAUUUGUAUGAAGAAGAAUGUAGUCUGAUGAUUGUAAACAAUCCAAGCUUCCCCACCAUCUCUUUGUUAUAGAAUGUGAAUAUUGCUAGAGAAUUUGCAUUAGAACCAAAUGCAAUGAAAUCUAUUCAGGUAAUUCUUUUGGUAAUGUUUUCCUACUUGUUAGACUUAUGCAAAAAGCUCACCAGUUUAAAGUUUUCUAGAUUUGCUGCUUACUGUCUUUGAUCCUUUUAAGGCUUUUAGAGAAAGAUGAUAAUGGAGCUCCAUGGAUGCUGCUGGUUUUAUUACUUGUUCAUUUCCCUGCCAAAUCCUGUUUCCCUGGUUACAUUCUCUCUCUCUCUCUCCUCCUCUCCCUUCUACCUCCCCAAACAAUUAACCUUAAAUCCUAGGAGUGCCACAAGGUAUCAGGUGGUGCUUUUAGCUGUUGCCAGAGCAACUUGGUACUUAGGCAGAAAAGGGAUAGAAGAACGGAGAUUUGUCUGUUGCCUUUACCUCCUUUUUUCCUUCAUUUCUUUUGCCAAUUCUGUUAGUGUGUUAGGAUUAUAGGGAGUAAACAAUUUUAUUUAUUGUUAUUUAUUUUUAAAAUGCAUUUUUGGUUCACCUUUGAAAUAAUUUUCACGUGUUACUCUGGGCAGGCUUUCCUUUUGUUCUGAGCCAUUUAGGCAGUUUUUUCCAUAGAGUUAACAAUGAUGCUCUUGCCUGAGUAGUCUUGCCCUAUCAGGUUUGUGUCCUUUCAGAGAGAAAGGAAAAUAAACCUACCACUUGUAUAGUUUCCUUCAAGGAAAACUCAGCCUUUGAAGGAAUGUGUCUCUUUGUAAGGAAUCAAAUAUGCCAAGAUUGACAGGCUAAUCAGUUUUCUCAUUGUAUCCAGGAUUGCAAAAGUCCAGGAUUGUACACCUUCAGGUAUGAGCAUAGUCUUUUGCCAUGCUCUCCUUUGGCUUCUUUCUUAGUUUCUCAUAUAGUUUGUAUAUCUAACUCAUCAAAAAUCCAUCUUCCCUAUUGGAAAAAUAAUUCAAAGUGUAUACUUUUUUUCAUGGUGAAUUUGUAGCAUCAUCAUUGUAUAUGAAAGGACAUGAGAACAUCAUGUGCCUUUGAUUCCUCUUGAGAGCAACCCCACCCUGAUAGUUUGGUAUAUAGGAUAUAACAUGAUUUUUCACAAAGCUGCAUCAUGUCCACUACUUUAUAAAUCACUGACUGCAUUUUGUAGAGGUCUGUUUGCCUCUGGUAACAAAUGAAGUAUGUAAAUAACUGCCUUUUCCUAGUACAGGAAGGCACUUUAUGCAGUGGACAAACCUGUCAGAUGUCUAGAUGAUCAGCUUACUCUUUACUGAACUCAAGUUGAUAUGCCUUAGCCAUGUAGAGAUUGUCUUCUCAGACUUAGUGGAUCCAUUUGAUUGAAGUCUUGUUUGUUUGUUUAUUGUCUCUAUAAUGGCUUAUUUUCUUCCAACAAUGAACUUUGAGACAAAGAACAGUUUCCAUAGCUUAAGUUAGCAUAUAUUUCUGGGCUAUAAAAAAAAUCUGCCCUUCAUUUUCUUUGAAUACCCAGAUCUUGUUGUGUUAGGUAUACCUGGAAGGCAUUAUGUUCUCAUAACCUUUAUUCCUCUUUCUGCCAAUGUCUACUGUUAGAAUGACCUUGUUACACCUCAUUCCACACUGAUAUUGUACUAAACAACUCGAGUUCUAUUUUCCCAUCAGCUAAAAAUAGCUUAAAAUGAAUUAGUUUCAUUUUUCUACUACAAAAAAUUCUUGUGUCAUAUUUCUAAAUUACAGAUUACUAGACUCUGAGGAAAAGGUGUUACUUGGAACUUCAUCAUUCUAGACAACUUUUAAGAGCCCCUUCCAAACUCCUUGAAUCAAAAUACAAAAAAAGAUUUCCUCUUCCAUCUGUCUCCAAAAACUAAAUUAAAAUUGUGGAAUCAAAGAAUCUAAAGGGUUGAGGGGCUUCCAGGGCCAAUUAGUCCAAUUUGUAGCCAAUGAAGAGAUCUGUCUACAAAACAUUGAUCAAGAAUAACCAAAUCUCUGAUUAAAGACUUCCAGGGUGGGGGAGGGAGGAGGAAAAUCACUUUCCUCCCUUUGCUACUUUUGGAAUGAUAGCUCUGAUUGUGAUGUUUUUCUUUUCAUCAUGUCUAAAUCUCUUUCAUUUUCUCUUUCUCUGUCUCUGUCUCUCUUCCUCCCUUUUUCCCUGCUUCUGCUACAAUUUGUUCUGUCCGUUUGCAUGAGUUAGUCCUUCAAAUAUUUGAAGAUAACUCUUAUGUCUCUCCCUAAGCCUAUUUUUUUUCCUUUAGGUCAUUUUCAGAUCCUUCAAUUUAUCUGGAAAGUUGAGGGGGAAUGAGUUUAGCCAAAGCAAGGAUUAUACCUUUUGCCUUUUUUGAGAUCAUACCCGAUUGCUGCUGCAUGUUUUGUACCUGCCUAAAUUGUGCCAUUCUAUGGCAUGAUGUAUUUAUGAAGACUUGGUCAAAAAUUCUCAUAGAAUCACAGGAUUUUGGAACAGGAAGGAAUUUUAGAGACCUACUUACUCAUUUUAGAAGUGAAGAAACUGAAGCUCAGAGAGACAAAGGAAGUUUUAGAGUAUUAAUUUUUAAAUAAUAAAUUGAUGUCUUACCAGUGUCCAUACACUAAGAAAGUGUCAUUGAUAGCCAAGCACUUCAACAAAUGGCAUCUAGGAUGUAGUCAUCUUUAGUGUUCUUCAGUGGCCUUCUUUGACUACCUGCUCCCCUCCUCAGUCCCUCUGGCCAUAAUUCCUGCUGUAUUGUAUUAACCUUGAUGAUAAUAAUAGCUGAAGCUUAAAUAAUGCUUUAAAGUUUACAAAACACUUUACCUACAUUAUUUAAUUUGGUCCUCACAACAACCAUGUGAUGAUUAAUGAAGCUAAUUUUGAAAGAACUUCAUUCUUAUCUCAGUUAUCUAUUGACAUGUCUUCAAGAUUCAGAAACAUAGUGUACCCUGAGAUAAAAAAUAAUUUUAAAAAUGAAAUAUAUAACAACUUGGAAUAUUAUCAUAUUUCUUUUUGCUUAAUGAACUUAUUUUUAAAAGUCUUUUUUGCUUAUUAAGCUUUAGAUGGGAAAUAGACUUAGGUCUUUGAAAAAUUGCAUAUUUUCUCCAUUCCCAGUCCUUUUUUUUGUUUGUUUGUUUGUUCUUGCCUGUGAUUUCAAUAUUGUAAGGGGCUCUCCCCAUUGAAGAAACUCCUUCUCUCAACGCAGAUAAGCUACUGUUCUGCAACUCAAAGUUGCUGGGGCCACUUAGAAGUUGUCAGAUCCCACUGUAAUGUGUCCUACAGUAUCUCUGCCAGAGGUUUUUCUUAAACCCUGGUCCUCCUAUCUUGAUUCUAAGAAAAACAAUUCAUUAUGCCAUUCUUUUUUUCUAAAUGAUCUGUGUUAAAAAUUAAAACUAUAAAGAACUCCAUAACCCUGAAACAAAGGACUACAACUAAAAACAUGAUAGUUACACAGACAUAAAGGUAUUUAACCAUUUGCAUAUAAUCAGUCAUCCUGGAAAGAUAGUGAUUUUCUAGGGAAACUCUCUCAGCUUUAUUUCUUCAUUAGAGAGGUAGGUGGGACCAAAACUCUUGGUUUCUAGGUGUUAGGUAGAAUUAUUUCUCUACCUUUAACCCAAAGUUCCUGGAGGUGUACUGUAGUUUUAGGAGAGAGAGAGUGAGUGAGUGUGAGUGUGUAUGUGUAUGUGUAUAUGUUUGUAGGGAUGAGAGCAGAGGCUAAAAAAUUGUUGUAACAUAUGCUGAUGUAUAACUCACUUGUAAAGGAGAAAAAAAAAGGAAUCGGCUGAAAAUGAACAGAGACAGGAGAAAGCUGUUGAAUAUUUUUGGUUUGCUUAUAUUUUCGUUCUGUUUGCAUGUCAGAUGUUAGAAUUCAUUCUUUAAAAGAAGGCAGAGAAGGGAGAGGUGUAUCUGUUGUGUUUGUUAAAGAAAUCUCAAGCCCACUUUGCUGUUUACUCAAAGAGAUCAGUUCAAAGAACUGUCCUUUCCUUGAUCAAUUGUAAUGCUGACCUGAAGAUGGAGUUUUCAUUUGAGGGAUUCCUUUGGCCUCAGAUGGUGACUGGAAAGUAGCCAAAAGAAUUUGGUUGAAAUAGUGGUAGACUCUUUAGUUCUGGCUAAUGGAAUGUUUCAAGCCCUUUACAGCUACAUCACAGAAGAAACCAAAGCCAUUAGAACAUGCUUUCCUGUGACAAUCUGUACCCACUCUUGACUGGCCUCCUUUGAGUUGUACGGAUAACAUCUAAUAUAAAUUGUUAUCAUCUAAUACAGUGGGCUGUAUUAAUGUAUUAAUUAAUUAUCAUGAUAGCACUGUAUAUAACAAGAGAAAGAUAUAGUCACAUUGCCUUCUCAGAGCUUUUUCAGAUCCUAGAGUUGAAUACUCUUUAAUAUUCCAGAACACAUAUCUCAAAUCCCUAGAUCUCUUAGCUCAUUUCUUAUAUACUUAAAGAAUUGUAGAACUAGAAAGGACUGGAGACGAGCUCCACUAAGUGUACCUUCCCAAAACUUCCUAAGAAACUGAAACCAUUUACUUAUUAAAGAAGUACCAGCCAUCACCAGAACCUGUGAGGAAAGGGAAGAGAGAAUUCUGUCCCCAGUAGUAAAUUCUCCAUAUUUAUUUUGAAAAAAAAAAUCAACUCAGUAGAUGAAUCCUUUUUUAAGCUGAGGAGGUUCCCCAUCCAACUUGUUUUAAGAAUAGACAUCAUAUCUAGGGAGCAACCAUAUGUAAUAUAUUUAAGGUAUUAAUAACCUUUUUGACUAGAUAUACGAGACCAUUCUAAGCUUCAUUUCUUACCUAGCCUUAAUCACUGAUUGGGUUUUGCCUCAGUUAACUGAAAUCAAAGACCUUGGCUUAAAAAGGCUAAGGUUUCUCACUGCAUCCAGCCAUCUCCAGUCAUCCUAAUCAAUAUCUUGCCACUGAACCUAAAUGACUCUGGAAGAGAAAGGGAAGUUGGUGACUUUUCACAGCUCUCCCUCACUUAUUCAUUUACAUGUUAUGACAUGUUAUAGUCCUCUGAGAUCAAAGGACAAUCACUCACCACAGCAACAGCAACAAUAAGUAGUUCCAUAUCUUAAUAACCUUUCUCAAAUGGUGAUCACAAAUCUGGAAUAUCUGUUUUCAGAUGAUCAAGUAUAUAACCAUGUAUCAAGCAUCCAUGAAACCUCUUGCCCAAGCCUGUUCAGACCAUAUCUGAAGUCAUUCUAGCACUGCAUUUGAAGAAAGGCAAGCAUAUCCAGAGUGAGGUGAUCAAGAUAAUGAGGGGAUUUUAAACAGUAUCACUUGAAAGGAGCAGGAUAUAAUUUAUUCCUUAGGAGAAAAGCCUUAAUGAAGACAUAAUAGUAGCUUUCAGCUAUUUAUUUGAAGGGCCAUUUUAUGGAAAAGGGAUUAGAAUUGUUUUUCUUGGUUCCAGAUGGACUUGGGUAAAAAUUAUGUGGAGUCAGAUUUCAGCUCAAUAUUAAAAAAAAAAGCUCCCUCUCCCCCAACAAUUGGAAUUGUCAAAUAUAAUAGAGUGUUUGGAUUCCCCAUCAGUGAAGAUAUCCAAGCAGAGGCUGGAUGGAUUACCUGAGAAUAUUAUAGAAAAGAUUAAUAUUCAUUGUAGAAAAUACAAGAUUAGUUGUAAAAAAAAGAUAUUGCAAGGGAUGGACUAGAAAACCACUAAGAUUCCUUUUAAUUUUGAACUCCAGUCAUUCUAAAUUAGAAUGCAUAUUUUGUGCAAUUCAGUAAACAUUUAUUAAGUGCCUGCUGUGUACCAGGCAUGGUGCUAAGCUCUGAGAAUACAAGGACAAAAAUAGAAACAGCUUUGUUCUCAAGGACCUUACAUUUCAGUAGGGGAAACAGUGUGUACAUAAUAGAUGAGUAAGAAUCAGGGACAUUGAGGACUAACACCUAGGAAAAUUGGAAAAGGCCUCUUGUAGGAGGUAGUGCUUGAGCUGAGCCUUGAAAGGGAUAUAAGAGUUCCAAAAGGUGGGGUCAUUCCAUUGAGAGUAUUCCAGAAAUGGAGUGGGUGAGGAAAGACACUAUCUGUGUGAAAUCACAGAUGGGAGAUGAAAUAUGCACAGAGAAAAUUAGCAAGUUGGUCAUGUUAGCAGAGAUCCUGCCUCUUAGGCUCUUAGGAGAAAAGUCUUCUCUGUGACUCUAGAAAUGAAUAGUAGUAGUGGGAUUUCUUCAUGGUUCUAGUCUAUGAAAUAAGAUUUGCAAUUUGCAGAUUUCCUUUCUUCAUAGGGGCCUCAGGUGUUCAUAACAUGACUUGGAACUGACAGCAUAAUAACCAUGGGCCUUUGUGCAGACUGAUUAGCUAUAAAGAAAAAGUAAUCAGAUGAAAUUGAUGUAAAUAACUUUAUGUUAAAAGUGGAGUUUUGGAAAAUUAUUAAUUGUAGUCCAAGUUCAGGUAGCUGGAUGCUUUGUUUACUUUUGAAUUGGGAAUUGCCUUAUUAGUAACCUUGUGUGAAGGUGAUCAGUGUAAUGUAAGACAAACUUCCACCUGGGGUCCCUUCCUCCCAUCAUCCCCAGCCCAGACAGAAUUUCUUCAGCAGCUCUCAGGAUCCAACUGUAGAGGAUACCAAAGCAUUUCUUUUCAUCACUGGGUCCCUGCACAGAAAAAAGAGACAAUUCUGAGAGUCAACUUCUAGAAGCUUGCAGUGUGCUGAUAUAGACUAAUCUCUGGAAAUAGGUGGAUGAUCAGGAAAAAGAGGAUCUUGAAUGGUUUGUAUUUAAUGAAGGUCAUGAUAACCCUUUUUAUAUACUCUCCCAGUGUAGCCUUAACACUGUUCUGUAAACAUAAGUCAAAGCCUAAAGUCAAGAAUCUAGCUAUUAAGUUGUUCUAUCUUAUUUGAGUUCAUUAUUUUAUUACAUAUUUAUAUUUGACUUAUUUUAUGCCCUUCAACAUGUGAACUGGGAUUUAUUUUCAUGACUGCCGUCUCAGACUUUUUGAGUCUAGUUCCCUUCCCUAUUUAUGUUCACUAGAGUUUAUAUAUUACCUAGUAAUCUAGAAUACUGUAGGAAACAUACCCUAAAGUUGUUUAGAAAAAUCUUAUUAAUUAAACCCACUGGCUACCCUUUUAAAAGUUCACUGGAACUUGCUUGUAGCUGAAAUGAUCUAUAUGAAAUUAUUUAGAAGAUUCCAUGAUAUUAUUGGUGGUGGGUACUUCGCCCACCAAUCCAGCAAACCAUAGCUCCUUCAUGCCUUGAAAUCCUGAGUGAUUCUUGUUGAUGUUCUUUCAUAAAUACUCCAUAGCAGAGCUACUCAAAUGGGCUGGCUCUUUUUUUAUGGAUCUUUAAAUGUUUUGUGGAUAACAGUGCAAUUUAACUCAGGAUUUACUCUUGCUGCAUGUUUGUCCUAUCCCUUUUUUCAUCACACAUGUCCUUUGACAUCAUUUCUGGUGUAAAGAACUUGUUGGUAACACUCUUUGAUCUAAAUUAAAAUGAUCAUGAAUUUUUCUAUUGCUCUUCAGGUCAUCUGCCAUUUUGAUUUUUCUAAAAUUGUAGUGUUGAUCUAUGAUUCAUAGAAAAAUAUUGAUGCUAAAAAAUGUAUUUUUUUGGCAUGGACUAUCUUGAGUUCACACAGAACUCUGCACAAUUUCUCAUGUAUGCUUCAUUUGUUCUUUCCAAAUCUGGGCCCACUUUGUUGUCUAUCUGUAAUACCUGGAUAAGAUACAUACAUACAUGUGUGCUCACAAACGCAUACACACACACAGAGUUAAUUGUUGGGUUGUUCAUCCAAAUUGAUUGUCAUAAUCUGGGCCAUAUAUACAUUCUUCAUCCACUUGAUUUUUACUAUAUGAAUUAUGAGACCAGUAUCCUAAAUGGGAACAGUUAGAUGAAAAUGUUUAUUACCUCAGAGACAAGGAAGAAUCAUGAACUUGUUUAUAGUUUGAUUUAGAUGUUCCUCUUUUGGUGUUCUGGAUCUGGCUAAUAUUUUCCUCUUUGUUCCCCCCAAAAAAAAAAAAAAAAAAGUAUUUGUGAGAGAAGAUAAAGAUGAGAAGUGCUUUGAGGUCCCCAGAAAAAAAAGAGCUAUCUGCUCCAAAAUGAUGGUAGACUUUUUAUUAAUAUAAGGAACUGAUAACUGAAACAAUGAGCUAUUUGAAUGUUUUCCAAAAACCAGAUAAUGCCAUUGGCUCUUUGUUUUCCUAGUGCAUUCUAUGAUAUUAAAUUUUAGUUAAUUAUAUCAUGAGAAAUACAUUUUCUUGAUAAAUUUUCAAGAAGGAAAGGGACAGCUGCAAAGACAGAUAUUUUUUAUGCUUUUACUGCAAAAUGUUCUAAUAGUCCAACAUUCCAGAAACUUGAUUUGAAGA
This is a messenger RNA of Sarcophilus harrisii (Tasmanian devil), 10467 nucleotides long. RefSeq names its product transmembrane p24 trafficking protein family member 8 (gene TMED8). The record is from RefSeq and is a predicted model, not a curated record. Bases 321 to 1310 code for a protein of 329 amino acids. Lineage: Eukaryota; Metazoa; Chordata; Mammalia; Dasyuromorphia; Dasyuridae. The transcript has 6 exons.